AACUUUUUUAUUGAGCAUAGCGACCAGCUAUUUAAUACAUUAGUUUAGUAUCAAUUGGGCGUUUAAUACGUGCGGACCAUAUGCGCUUGCAAGUAAAUACGUUUGUAUUCGUAACAGUAAAAGUAAAUAGUUAAACUACAGAAUGGCACAGGAUAAUCUGACUGCAGUUUUGCACGGAAUAAACGAUUUGCGAUUGGAACAACGUCCGAUCCCGGAAAUAUCAGAUGAGGAGGUGCUAAUCGCAAUGGACAGCGUUGGGAUCUGUGGAUCAGAUGUUCAUUAUUUAACUAAAGGUCGCAUCGGCCACUUUGUGGUGACCAAGCCCAUGGUAAUUGGCCACGAAAGCGCAGGUGUGGUUGCCAAGGUGGGCAGCAAAGUUAAGAAUCUGGCUGUAGGAGAUCGAGUUGCCAUUGAGCCGGGAGUUCCUUGCUACAAAUGCGAUCAUUGCAAGCAAGGCAGCUACAAUCUGUGUCCUGACAUGGCAUUCUGUGCCACGCCCCCGUAUGAUGGUAACCUGACCCGAUACUAUAAGCACGCAGCGGACUUUUGCUUUAAAUUGCCUGAUCAUGUCACCAUGGAGGAAGCUGCUCUACUAGAACCGUUGUCCGUGGGAGUACNUAGUAGAGCCAACUUUUUUAUUGAGCAUAGCGACCAGCUAUUUAAUACAUUAGUUUAG
Molecule: messenger RNA, 676 nt
Organism: Drosophila arizonae
Lineage: Eukaryota; Metazoa; Arthropoda; Insecta; Diptera; Drosophilidae
Product: sorbitol dehydrogenase-like
Biological process (GO): D-sorbitol catabolic process
Molecular function (GO): zinc ion binding; L-iditol 2-dehydrogenase (NAD+) activity
Source: RefSeq, a predicted model, not a curated record